Messenger RNA from Paramecium pentaurelia, 636 nucleotides. NCBI's taxonomy places the organism in Eukaryota, Ciliophora, Oligohymenophorea, Peniculida, Parameciidae. The record is from the annotation of a GenBank genome assembly.
AUGAUUAUUCAUUAAAACUGGAGAUCUGAGAAUAUCUAACUUAUAAAAGAUGUUAUUAAAAAUAAAAAUGUUCUUCCACCCUAUGUCUAAGGGAAAAUAUUGAAAUAAUUAGAUUUUUAAGUAAAAGCACUUGAAAAUAGAAGCAAUGAAUCAAUUUCUCCAAAAAGGAAAAAUCAAAAUUUUAAACUCAUUACACUUACAAAAUAUGAUUCCAAAUUUGAAAGAAGCUAUAGUAUAGGAAAUGCAAUCGAAUAAGAAUGCAUUAAAUGCAAAAAGUUCAUAUUUUAAAAUAGUGUUACGUUGCAAUGUAGUAAAACUUAGCAUCAUCUACAUGAACGUUGUAUUCUUCAACACUUUAAAGAAUUAUGUGUAAAUAAUUAGCUUAAUUUUAUAUGUGUAUGUGGAAAGAAACUAAGUCCAGAAUAAAUGAAAGUAAUUAAUAUUAAAGGAAUUGAAGGAUUAAUAAAUUCAAUUUACAUAAAAUAAUUAAAAGAAAUUGUAAAUUCCAUAUCUAUUGAAAAAUGUAGAAAUCCAUUGUGUGAUUUUUUUUGGAUUAAUGAUCCUAAAUUAUAAAAGUAGAAAUAAUAUGGUAAAUAAUUGAAAAAAAUGUCCAAAAGAUAUUGUCCUUUUUGUUGA